This is a messenger RNA of Magnolia sinica, 1875 nucleotides long. Its product is annotated as protein IQ-DOMAIN 21-like. Lineage: Eukaryota; Viridiplantae; Streptophyta; Magnoliopsida; Magnoliales; Magnoliaceae. The transcript has 4 exons. The record is from RefSeq and is a predicted model, not a curated record. Gene Ontology annotation, molecular function: protein binding. The coding region runs from base 272 to 1606 and encodes 444 amino acids.
CUCCUCUUCCAAAACCUUCCGUCUCCGUCUCGACGGCAACAAUGACGCUUCCUUUUCUCCCCGGCCUUCAGAUUUUGACGCCCCUGUCGUACAUUGCAAUGGCGAGAAGAGUUCUCCGAUAAGAUCGCGAGAUUGCUGAAUUUCUCGACGAGGUUUGGAUUUCUACCGUCGGCGUUUGGAGAUUUUUCUUGAUUUCGAGUCGCCGUUAUUUUUCCGAGAAAUUGACAGAAGAGACGGUUCUCGUGGUAAUAUCGCAGAUAAGCGUAAGGGAAUGGGGAAGAAGGCAAGCUGGUUUACGACAGUGAAGAACGUCUUUAAAUCUUCUUCCAAGGAAUCGGAGAAGAAGAAAGAGAACGUAGAGAAAUGGCAACCAGAGAUGCCGGAGGUAGUAACGUUGGAGCACUUUCCGAGCGAAACCUCGCUGGACGCGACGAACGAUGAGAGCGCGCCGGUGUCCCCGACAACCGACGAUCGAAAUCAUGCGAUCGCCGUCGCGGUGGCCACGGCCGCAGCGGCGGAAGCGGCGGUCGCUGCUGCUCAGGCAGCCGCGAAGGUCGUCCGGCUAGCCGGCUAUCGACGCCAGUCCGAGGAAGAAAGAGCUGCCACUUUCAUUCAGUCAUUUUACAGAGGAUACUUGGCCCGACGAGCACUGCGCGCUUUGAGGGGGCUGGUCCGGCUACAGGCUCUCGUUCGGGGCCACAACGUACGGAAACAGGCGCAAAUGACCAUGCGGUGCAUGCAAGCUCUCGUACGCGUGCAAGGCAGAGUAAGAGCGCGACGUCUCCAGCUCACCCAGGAAAAGCAGCUCAACAAGAAAGUCCAUGGAGAGGGAGGAGACCGCAAAGGAGAAGAAAUGCAUGGGAGGAAGGACCCUGAAAUGGAGGGAUGGGAUGGGACGCAACAUAGGUCGGAGACGAUCAGGACCCACUCUCAACGGAAGCAGGACGCCGCGAUCAGACGGGAGAGAGCUCUCGCUUACGCUUUUACGUACCAGCAGCAGCAGCAGCAGCAAUUGUGGCAAUCGGAAUCGGAUAAGCAGCAGUGGGGCUGGAAUUGGCUCGAGAGAUGGAUGUCCUCCCAACCGUGGCACUCGCGACACGUGGCACCACCAGAGAGCUCCUACAUAACCCUCACCAACAUUGAUGACGAUUCCGAAAAGACGGUCGAGAUGGACAUGUCCAGACCCUCGGGCCGUUACACGCCCGAUCGGAUCCCGAAUCCGAACGGGCACGGGUACGCAGUAUUGGACCCGAACGCACCCGACAACAAUACACCCGACGAUGGGAAAGUUUCUCCAGUGGUCCCCAGUUACAUGGCUGCUACUAAGUCGGCUAAAGCCAAGGUCCGGAGCCACAUGCCAACUAAGCAGAGGGGCCCACCUGCGCACCAAUGGAACUCGUUGACGCGACGUUCAUCGGUCGGCUACGAUUCGUCGAGCUCGGCUGGUGGGACUCUAGGCUUCCUGGCGCCGAGGAGUCCAAGCCCAAAGACGAAGGGGGUGCGCGCACCGACGCGGCGGUUCACCGGCUACAGCCCUGAUUCGAGCGGUGGAGAAGAUCGGACCCCACCAUGGGGUGGGCAAAGAAGGAGGAAUGAAUUUGAGUGACGUACUAGCCCGCAUUCAUCCAUCUAUAUGUUUUUUUUUUCAUUUGAGGAACGAUCACAUACAGCCAUUGCACGGUUACGUUACUAUGCUACACCAUCUUUCCCUCCAAAGUGUCAUACUUAUACAAAAUCCUAGCCGGAAAAAGGUGGCCCACCUCAUGAAGAUCCUAUGGCAUGAAAAUCAGGCUGAUCCAGUCUUGGAGGAUCCACAUCUUUAGGUCAACUGUUUUUUCAACCGUUAUUUCUGAUGGUGUGGUAUGUGGCCUGUCC